AUGAUCCCUUUGCGAGGGCAUCGCGCCUCCCACACGUCCCGAUGCGCCUUCCUUGCCGCCGCCUUGCUCCUGCCCUUCCUUGCUGCCGCCGACUAUGUGCAGACAAACAUCACUGAGACGCCCAACUUCAAGUUGCUUCCUGGCAUCGCCUCGGUGCCGGCACCCGUCACUGUUGCGCCGGACCAAAACUGGAUAGGAAUUGAUGGCGCAUGGAACACAUUCACUCUGACCAUAGGCGAGCCCCAGGAGCGCGUACAAGUCUAUGUGUCAACUGCCAGCCAGCAGAUAUGGGCCAUUAAUCGCAUGGCCUGUAUUUCCAACACCACGGACCCCGCAACUGGAGAGAUCACGGCACUCAACGUCUUCGAUUCAGAUUGUGAGCUUAGUCGCGGUUACUUGUUUAACAGCAGCAAUUCGGAAACCUGGCAGCAGAAGGGCUUCUAUCAACUCUGGAUUGAAAAAUAUCUCGGACUGGUCGGGAAUGGAUUGUACGGCUUCGAUUCGGUGGGUCUGGGGAGGGCCGGGGAGAUGGGGCCCUCUGUCCAGAACACUACGAUCGGCACCUUGGUUACAGCCAACUUCUGGCUCGGGCAUAUAGGCGUGCAUUCUAAGUCGACCAACUUCUCUGUCUUCGAUGAGCCAGUCCCAAGCUACAUAACGACUCUGUUCACGCAGAAGAGUAUUCCCAGUUUGUCUUUUGGCUACACUGCAGGCGCACAGUACCGUGAUCAGACAGUCCUCGGAAGUCUUACGCUUGGCGGCUACGACGCCUCCCGCCUCAUUCCCAACGACCUUACCUUCAUCUUCGCACCGGACAAUGAGCGUGACCUGGUGGUUGGUGUCGUUGGCAUCACGGCAAAUACCACGUCGAAAGCAAACAUUGACCUCCUGAAGACGGACGACGUCACCAUGUACAUUGAUUCGACGAUUGCAGAACUCUACUUGCCAGUCGAAAUAUGCCAAGCUUUUGAAGAUGCGUUUGGGUUGCAGUACGACGAAGCGACUGAUCUCUACCUUGUAGAUGAUACCCUUCACCGGAGUCUCCUCGCACAGAACCCCAGCGUGACGUUUACUCUCGGACAAAAAUACAGCACCGAUGCCACUCUACAGAUCACUUUGCCUUAUGCUGCCUUGGAUUUGGAGGCAACACCUCCUUAUAGAGGACUCAAAGAGAAGACGAAGUACUUUCCGAUCAGGCGAGGUGAUGAGUCGCGCCAGUGGAUAUUAGGCAGGACGUUUCUGCAGGAGGCCUACUUGACUGUAGAUUGGGAACGCCAGAACUUUACCGUGUCGGCUGUUGACUGGACGUUUGGAAAAGCACCAGAGAUCCUUCCCAUCGUGUCGCCUACCUAUGCAGUUCCACACUACACUCCCCCGAAGAAAAAGCUUUUAUCGCCCACAGCAGUUAUUGGGAUUGCAGUGGGAGGUGGCUUUUUCGUUGCUUUGGUUUUAUGCGCAAUCGGAUGGUGGUUCUGGCAUCGUCGGCACAAACGCAAAUUGGAAGCUAUCAAGGAGAAAUACGAGGCCGAAGUCGCUGCGGCUGCAGUCACUAAGAUGGAUCCACCCGUUUUGGAGGAGGCUCCGACCUCUCCAGUACGAAGUAGUACCGAAGGUAUGACUGUCUUCCCGAAAGCUGAGCUCCCUGGUACAUCUCAUGUACAUCACGAGAUGGGCUCCAACGUAGGAGAGAAGAGUUCAUUGCUGGUGCAUGAGGCAGACGGCAAGGAGCGUCAGAUUUACGAGAUGCCUGGCGACAUGCCUGUGCUUCCGGAAGCAGGCGGCCGUCAACUGUCGGAAAAGGAGUCCAUGGUGGUACGUGAGAGGAUAUACAACGGCGUAGAUCCAACCGGUACGCCAGACGCACCACCCGUGGCACAUGACGAGUCGCGAAGGCUCGUACCGAUCAUUCCCUCAGAAGUGUCGAUGGUGAGUGAUCGACUACCGGCUGACAACGUGUCGCCUAUCACACCACGGACACCCCGAGACGGUGCGUUCUUGGAAGCUUCGGACACAUUUUUCCAACUGCCGCCCUACCGUGCUCGCGAUGGAAGACGCACCGAAUCGGAUGACGAUCCCCUCUCCCCCGUCUCGCCUCUGGAAGGGUCUACGGAUGCCUCCCGACGGCGGUUCUCCUACGAGUCAUGA
This is a messenger RNA of Alternaria atra, 2145 nucleotides long. RefSeq lists its product as uncharacterized. Gene Ontology annotation, molecular function: aspartic-type endopeptidase activity. Gene Ontology annotation, biological process: proteolysis. The record is from RefSeq and is a predicted model, not a curated record. Gene Ontology annotation, cellular component: fungal-type vacuole. The coding region runs from base 1 to 2145 and encodes 714 amino acids. Lineage: Eukaryota; Fungi; Ascomycota; Dothideomycetes; Pleosporales; Pleosporaceae. The transcript is spliced from 2 exons.